AUCGGCGCUAUAUAUACGCUCUGUAUUUAGUUCCUCUGUGGAAUGUCUUGUGUAGAAGUUGUGAGUGGGGCUGAAAUGGCAGAGAGAAAACACAGCAGAGAAGAAGAUGAAGCGCAGGGCUCUUCAGCCAGCAAGCGUUUCCGUGGGCUGAGCCCUGAAGUGGAAGAGCUUAUCCACUUUUUGGAAGAUGCAGAGGAAGAAGGAUGUGUUGCCGAGGAGAUUGUGUGUAGCGUAAUGAAGAGUUUCGAGGAAGAGAUCAUUAAUUCUUGUUGUUCCACUGAAAAUGAGAUUCGAACCCGUGACGUGGGCAAGAUGGGUUGUGGCGUUUUGAGGAUUGCAACUCUGACUGGUUACAGGACUAUAUUUUGUAUGAUGAAAGACAGGAAAGAGAUAUCCGUAAUUGUGGGGAUUUGUAUGAGGUCUCAGAAGGUGAACCCACCUUAUUAUGGAAGCAAGAACGUUCUUGUGCCAUCUAGAACAAUAUAUUAUUUGUCUAGACUGGACAUGCGGUGCAUGUAAUAUUACAAUUUUGAGCUUUUCACGCUGUAAUUUUUUUCAGCAGAAAGAGAAAGAUGUGUAAACCUGCAACUUCAAACUGUGUUUUGUACAAACAUUCUGAUUAUCAAUUAGAACUUACCAGCCUU
This is a messenger RNA of Cryptomeria japonica (Japanese cedar), 644 nucleotides long. RefSeq lists its product as uncharacterized. The transcript is spliced from 2 exons. Lineage: Eukaryota; Viridiplantae; Streptophyta; Pinopsida; Cupressales; Cupressaceae. The record is from RefSeq and is a predicted model, not a curated record. Bases 43 to 519 code for a protein of 158 amino acids.